AUGAGAGGUGUGAUUUCAGUUUUUCCAAGCCAUGAGUUUCACCUUCAAACCACAAGGUCGUGGGACUUCCUUGGACUUCCUCACUCAUUCAAAAGAGAUCAAACUAUUGAGAGUAGUUUGGUGAUUGGAGUCAUGGAUACCGGAAUAUGGCCAGAAUCUGAAAGUUUCAAUGAUAAAGGUCUUGGUUCGAUUCCAAAAAAGUGGAAGGGAGUUUGUGCUGGUGGUGGUAAUUUUAGUUGCAACAAGAAGAUCAUCGGAGCACGAUUUUACGGUGUUGGAGAUGUGAGUGCAAGAGACAAAUCUGGUCAUGGAACCCACACAGCAUCCAUAGCAGGUGGACGAGAGGUGAAUGAUGUAAGCUUUUAUGGUCUCGCAAAUGGAAUUGCAAGAGGUGGAAUCCCAUCUUCAAGGAUUGAUGCAUACAAAAUUUGCAAUGUUUUUGGUGCAUGCACUAAUGAUGUUGUAUUAGCUGCAUUUGAUGAUGCCAUUGCCGAUGGAGUUGACGUCAUCACUAUCUCUCUUGAUGCCCCUAAUGCCAUUGAUUUUUUGAGUGAUUCUAUCGCCAUCGGUUCUUUUCAUGCCAUGGAGAAGGGAAUACUCACAGUGCAGUCUGCAGGAAAUGCUGGCCCUAUCUCAAGUAGUGUUUGUAGUGUAUCACCUUGGUUAUUUACUGUUGCCGCAACUACCAUAGAUCGAAAAUUCAUUGAUUAGAUCAUUCUUGGAAAUGGACAAACUUUUAUUGGGAAGUCAAUUAAUACCAAACCUUCAAAUGGCACAAAAUUUCCAAUAGUUGUGCAUAAUGCUCAAGCUUGCCCAGCUGGAGGAAAAACAUCCCCUGAAAAGUGUGAUUGCAUGGACAAGAAGAUGGUGAAUGGUAAGCUUGUUUUGUGUGGAUCUCCAAUCGGUGAAAUGUUAACUUCUACAAGUGGUGCAAUUGGUGUAAUCCUUAUCACAAUCUGAUUUCGA
Molecule: messenger RNA, 966 nt
Organism: Medicago truncatula (barrel medic)
Lineage: Eukaryota; Viridiplantae; Streptophyta; Magnoliopsida; Fabales; Fabaceae
Product: subtilisin-like protease SBT4.3
Exons: 2
Biological process (GO): proteolysis
Molecular function (GO): serine-type endopeptidase activity
Source: RefSeq, a predicted model, not a curated record